CACCAGAUCCUGUGAUGCGAAAAAGUUAAUUCUACUACUACUACUACUACUACUACUACUACUACUACUACUACUACUACUAUUACUACAUCAUGAAGUGUUGGAGGAAACAGCGCCGUAGAUUGGCAGCAGCGGCAGAGACACGCCAGGCUUCAGUCCGGUCAGCGCUAGACAGACUGGAGGGCAGGCUGAGUGAAGGAGGAGAGCUAUUAACAGAAGAGAGGCUGUAUAUCUUGUCCCUGUCUCCUUCCGCCCUUCUGCAGUGCCUGAGGGAGGGACAGCUGGCACCCACACAGGUCCUCAGGGCGUAUCAAGCUAAGGCCAUUGUGGUGACCUACAGAGUGAACUGCAUCACUGAGUUCAUUCCACAGGCUGAGGCGUGGGCCACGGAGUUGGAGGGGCGCGGUGCGGAGGGGCGCGGGCUGCCGCUGUACGGGCUGCCUGUGAGCGUGAAGGACACGGUGGACGUGGAGGGGCUGGACUCCACGUUGGGCCUCGCCAAGAAUCUGAACGCGCCCGCCCGCACGCACGCCGCCAUCAUCCACGCCCUCAAGGCCCAAGGCGCCGUGCCCUUCUGCAAGACCAACGUGCCCCAGGCUGUGACCAGCAUCGGCUGCAGCAACCCUGUGUGGGGCGCCACGCUCAACCCCGUGGACACGCAGCGCGGCCCCGGGGGCUCCUCAGGGGGUGAGGGUGCCCUGGUGGGCGCGGGCGGCUCCCUGGUGGGCGUGGGCGUGGAUGUGGUGGGCGGCGUGCGCGUGCCGGCACACUUCUGCGGCGUGGUGGCGCUGCGGCCCACGGCAGGGCGUCUCAGCCUGUGCGGCGUGACGGGGCGCGGCGCCCCCCAGGCGGGAGUGCACCCCAGCGUGGGCGUGCUGGGGCGCGACGUGAGCGUGGUGGUGGCCGCGGUGCGCGCCGUGCUGGAGGCCGAGGCGGGCGACGACCCGCUGCCGCCGCCCGUGCCGUGGCGCCCGUACCUGGUGGAGGGCGGGAGGCCGCUGCGGGUGGGCUGGUGUGAGGACGACGAGGCGUUCCCGCCCACGCCAGGCUGCAGGCGCGCCGUGGCCGUGGCGCGCGAGGCGCUGGGGGCGGCGGGGCACACGCUGGUGGCCUUCACGCCCCCGGGGUCGCGGCGGGCGUGGGGCCUGGUGCUGGCCUGCCUUGCGGCGGACCAGGGCGUGGCUCUGCGCGCCAACCUGCGCGGUGAGGAGCGGGACGCGCUCAUCGGCCGCGCCCCGGAGCUGCUGGCCCUGCCGCGUCCCCUGCGCGCCCUGCUCAGGCUGCUGUUGCAGGACAGGGCGCCCAUGGCCGCCCACGCCAUGACGGGCCGGGCCGCCUCCUCGCGGGGCCUGUGGGCGGUGCUGGAGGAGCGGCGCCGCCUGGUGGCAGAAGUGGCUGCAGCGUGGCGCGCGGCGGGCCUGGACGCCCUUGUGUGUCCCGCCUUCCCAAUGCCCGCCCCGCCCCUCACUCACGCCCCGCGCCUGGCAGGGACGCAGGCCACCACGGGCGUGUACAGCCUGGUGAACUUCCCGGUUGGCGUGGUGCCGGUGACGCACGAGACCCAGGACGACCAGGAGAAGCUGGCAGACUACCCCGCCCACCACGCCGCCCUCAGGAACGUCAAGGAGGCCACGCUGGGAGCAGAGGGCCUGCCAAUAGGCGUGCAGGUGAUAGGCCUACCCUGGCAGGAGGAAACAGUGUGCAGGGUGAUGCUGGACCUGGAAACACAACUCAAGCGGCAGGGAUAGGGUGAGGAGUGACGGAAGGGCGGGAAGGGUGACGCAAGGAUGAGAAGGAUGAAAAGUGUGAGGAAAGGGUGACUAAGAGUGAAGAAGGAUGAGAAAGGUGACUGAAGGGUGAUUCUCAGGGUGACUCCUAAGGGCCAGGGAUGGAUGGUAAGGGUGACUAAGGGUGAGGAAAGGGUAACUGAGGGUGACUAAUAGUAAUGAGCUUAACUUAGGGUGAGAGAAAAGUAAUCUUGGGUGAAAGAAGGGUGACUAAAGGUGACAGGGGUGAGAGAAGGGUGACUAAGGGUAAGACAAGGGUGAAUGGUGACUUAGGGUGAGAAGGGUGACUAAGGGUAAUAUCAGGUAAACGAAGGGUGACUAAGGGUGAGAGAAUAAUGAAGGAACGUUGACUAAGAGUAAGACAAGGGUGAAGGGCGACAGGGUGAAAUAAGGGUGAGAAGGGUAACUUUUUAGGGUGACGUUUCCAAGGGUGAUGUUUCAAAGGAAGUUGCUUAAAUGAUUUUCUUAAGGCUAUUUUGUUUAGGGUGACCUCUUAAGGUGACAUGUUUAAGGGUGAUAAUAUUAGGGUGAAUUUUAAGGGUGAUAUAACUGAGGGUGACUUUUUAAGGGUGAUCUUGAAGGAGAUGUAAUGAAUGUUGUAUAAUUAGUGUGUUAUAAGUGUGACCUAUGCGUAAAGUAAGGUUUAUAGUAGAGAAAUAAGUGUAAUUUAAGUGUUUAAGGGUGAAGAAGAGUGUUGUAAGUGUUAAGUAAAUGUGAUCUAAGUGUUGCAUAGGUAGAAGAAGUGCAAAGGAAGUGUUUAAGUGUGGAUUUAAGUGUAGCGGAAGUGUAGAUGAAAUGUUGUAAGUGUAUUUGUGUGUUGUAGUUAAACGAUGAAUUAUAAGUGUUGUUUGAAUGUUGUAGCAAGUAAUUAAGUGUUGUAAGUGCAAAGUAACUGUGAUCAAGUGUUAUAAGUGUAGUUUAAAUGUUGUAAGUGUAGAUUAAGUGUUGUAAGUGCAAAAUAAGUGUUGUAAGUGUAAUAUGAAUGUUGUAGUAAGUAAUUUAAGUGUUUUAAGUGUAAUCCAAGUGUCGUAAGUGUUAUAUAAAUGUGUAAUUUUAGUGUUACAAGUACAAUUCAAAUGUUAUAAGUGUAAUCUAAGUGUUUUAAAUGUCUUAAGUGUAAUCUUAGUUUCAAGAGUAACUUAAGUGACAAAGGUGUAAUCUAAGUGUUAUAAGUGUAAUCUAAGUGUUAUAGUGAAUCAUUUAAGUGUCAUAAUUACCGUUCAAAUGUUAUAAGUGUAAUGUAAGUGUUACAGUGAAUCAUUUAAGUGUCAUAUUUAUCGUUCACAUGUUAUAAGUGUAAUGUAAGUGUUCUGGGUCGAGAAAAAAAGAAAUAGUCAGUAGAAGAAAGCCAAGGAAAAACAUUGUAGGUGAACAAGUAGAAGCAAUUAAGAAACACAGUUGAGUAGAAAACAGUGAAGUAGAUAAAUGAAAUGAAGCAAUAUGUAUGUAUCAAUAGAAACACAAACCAAACACUCACCACCAAACACUCAGCACCAAACACUCAGCACCGGACUCAGCACCACAGACUCAGCACCAAACACUCAGCACCGGACUCAGCACCAAACACUCAGCACCACAGACUCAGCACCACAGAAACAGAAUACCAGUAGAUAGAGGAUUAAAUAAAUGAAAAUAAAGCAAUACAUGUAAGCAAACUGAAACACGUACAAAAAAAUAAAUAAAUAAAAAGGAAAAGUAGAAUAGAUAAAUAAAUAAACAAAUGAAAAUUAAAUACAUAUAUAAACAAGUAAAAAAAACUGAAUAGAAUAGAUAAUUAGAUAGAUAAAUACAAGUUAAACAAUGUAGUACUGCCACCUUACUGAAUCUUACACCUCUUUAUAUUGUUAGGUGAGCAAAGGCACCAGCACUUCACAAAACACCGCUGUCUGUAUUUAUUGGGCAAGUUCCAGCCACUCUUUCAUUCCCUAGCUUACCAACAAACCCACGUCAGCUGUAAUCAGGUUAAAAAAUCACGUUUGCAUUGGUAAGGUAGCUUUGGGGAAGUGUGGCGCCAAUUUGUGUUUUCGUAAGCUGUCCAACCAAAACACUCGCUCCCCUUGUUGGUAAAUGCCCGAACAAAUAGAAGUGUUUUUGGUUCGGUAGUGUACGAAGACUGGAAAUGCUGGUGUUAUUAUCAUUGUUUUUGUUGGUUUUGCUGCUCAUUUGUUUAUCUUUCUGACUUUAUUAUUGAUUGUCUGUUUAUUUGUUUAUUUUUAGUACUGUAAGGCAGCCAGAUCCGUGCCUUCCGAAAAUAAUUAUGUAGGUAGUAGUGAUGGUUCAUGAUCAACAUCGUAAUCAUACUAAUAAUAAUAAUAAUAAUAAUAAUAAUAAUAAUAAUAAUAAUAAUAAUAAUAGUAAUAAUAAUAAAAAGCACUUUAAAUGUU
Messenger RNA from Scylla paramamosain (green mud crab), 4171 nucleotides. Its product is annotated as fatty-acid amide hydrolase 1-like. The record is from RefSeq and is a predicted model, not a curated record. Gene Ontology annotation, biological process: fatty acid catabolic process. Bases 93 to 1748 code for a protein of 551 amino acids. The transcript is spliced from 9 exons. Lineage: Eukaryota; Metazoa; Arthropoda; Malacostraca; Decapoda; Portunidae. Gene Ontology annotation, molecular function: amidase activity; fatty acid amide hydrolase activity.